AUGGUUCUCAUCUCGCUGGGUCCUCUGGCUGGCGACGUCCACCUCCUCAACCGCGCGUGCAAGGGUGCCGGCACGCACGAGGACCUCCUCACCGAGAUUCUCAUUGGCCGUUCCAACGAGGAAAUGUUCCUGCUCAAGGAACAGUACCGCCGUACCCACAACAAGGACCUCGUCCAGGUCGUCCGCGGCGAGCUCAGCAUGAAGACUGAGCGCAUGUUCGUCAUGGCGCUCACCGGCACACGCGACGAGUCGACGUUUGUCAACCACCAGCAGGUCCAGCAGGACGUCGAGACGCUCUACCGCGCCGGCCCGGGCAAGAUUGGCACCGACGAGAUCGCCAUCUGCGGUAUCCUUCUCCAGCGCUCAGACGCGCAUCUCGCAGCCAUCGCCCAGGCGUUCCCGCAGCGCCACCGUGUGUCGCUCACACACAUGAUCGAGUCCGAGUUCUCGGGCCACAUGAAGGACGCGCUCCUCCACGUCUCGCGCGGCGCCGAGCAGGACGGACAGGGCGUUUACCGCGACACCCAGCUCCUCGAGGCUGCCAUGGCCGGCAUGGGCACAAAGGACGAGCGUCUCUGCUACCGUAUCUCCCGCUACCACUGGAACCGCCCCCGCUUCGGCGCCAUCAAGAACCAGUACCAGCAGUUGUACCGCCGUUCGCUCCGCCAACGCGUCGAGGGCGAGACCUCGGGCAAGUACGAAAAGGCCCUCGUCGGCAUCAUCGAGCAGAACUAG
Apiotrichum porosum is the source of this 735-nucleotide messenger RNA. RefSeq lists its product as uncharacterized. Gene Ontology annotation, molecular function: calcium-dependent phospholipid binding; calcium ion binding. Bases 1 to 735 code for a protein of 244 amino acids. Lineage: Eukaryota; Fungi; Basidiomycota; Tremellomycetes; Trichosporonales; Trichosporonaceae. The record is from RefSeq and is a predicted model, not a curated record. The transcript has a single exon. Gene Ontology annotation, cellular component: cytoplasm.